Molecule: messenger RNA, 5615 nt
Organism: Ficedula albicollis (Collared flycatcher)
Lineage: Eukaryota; Metazoa; Chordata; Aves; Passeriformes; Muscicapidae
Gene: NXT2
Product: nuclear transport factor 2 like export factor 2
Exons: 4
Coding region: 151-603 (150 amino acids)
Biological process (GO): protein import into nucleus
Cellular component (GO): nuclear pore central transport channel
Source: RefSeq, a predicted model, not a curated record
UAUAUUUCUAUAUGUAAAGGUGUGUUAAGAAAUGAUACUUGGAUGGCAGUGUGAUGGGGUUCUUGCUAAUUCUCAGAAGCACAUUAAUAAAUCUUGUUCCUUAUUUCAGAACAGCCAUCACAGCAACAACUGUUUUCCUUGAAUAAUUGCAUGGCCACACUACCUGCAACCAUCUGUAGCCCAUUUUCCAAUGAUUUCAAAACCUAUGUGGAUCAAGCUUGUAGAGCUGCAGAUGAGUUUGUCAACAUUUACUAUGAGACAAUGGACAAAAGAAGAAGGGCUUUAACCAGACUGUAUUUGGACAAAGCAACAUUAGUUUGGAAUGGAAAUGCAGUGUCUGGGCAAGAAGAACUAAAUAAGUUUUUUGAAAUGUUGCCAUCAAGUGAAUUCCAGGUUAAUGUGUUGGACUGCCAGCCUGUUCACGAGCAAGCUACUCAAGGCCAGACAACUGUCCUAGUGGUGACAAGUGGGACUGUCAAAUUUGAUGGGGAUAAGCAGCGCUACUUCAAUCAGAACUUCCUGCUGACGGCACAGGCCACCCCCACCAACACCGUGUGGAAGAUCGCCGGGGACUGCUUCCGCUUCCAGGACUGGGCCAGUUAGCAGGGCCUGGCAUGGGGAGUGACCUCUCAUUCUGCACCCCCAAGUCCACUGUGCAGGCAGCUGUUCCCACGCAGGGAAUGCACGCACUCUUUGUGUUGCAUUUCAUGGUAUGGAUGGUCUACAGAUGUUUCGGGGUUGAUUCCAGUGACCACAGCUUUAGUAAUAAAAUGUGAGAGGUUGCUCGUGUUAGUUGAAUUUAGUAAAGUUCUAAAGGCAGUGAGCUGUAUUUGAAUCAUUCGAAAAAUGCCUUACAUGCAGCUAUGCUGCCACUGCUGAGUGCUCAAACUGUUCUGUUUGAACACAAAAUCCUAUUCAUGUACAAUUCUGACCAAACAUAAUUUUUUUCAACUUGAAAAGAUCUGUUUUUACAGUAGCAUCUUCUCUCUUUUGAAGAAGAUGCUUGUGGCAUGAAGAUGUAAUUUUGAAAGCUCCCUACUCCCGGUUGUAAGAGGCUGGGAAGGAUUGCUAUAGCUUCUACUGUUAGUGAAAGGAGCAAAUACAGCUCCUAAGUUUGCAGUCUCUCAAUCCAUUAGAAAGGUAAUGUUUACCUUCUCUGAUGCCAAAGGACUUUAUAUGUGUUGGUUUCCUCUAGGUCUGAUCUUCCCAGACCUUGGUUGUUAAUUCCAUGGAUUCAUAUGUAGGGCAUGGUGAAUGAUUCAGAGCUCCUGUGCCAAUAACUCUACACAUGCAUGUGAAGGACUUCAAAACUGAUUAUUUUUCUUUUGAAGUCUUACCAUGGCCUAGAAAUGGGUCGCAUACAUGAAUUGAAAUUUCAGUUUUCUGUUGGCUUUAGUUCUGCAUUCUGUUGCUAUGAGGUUUGGAUUGUUUUUCCCGUAUUAAGUCUGCAAGUUGUGAAUCCUUUCUGUCUUUUCAGGAAACAUUAUAGUUAAAAAAUGGCACUGAAAGUGUGCAUUACUGUGAAGCCUUCAAUUUUUUCUCAUCAGUACUGUUAUUCAGAGCAGGUGUUUGCAUUAUUUUCAAUUGAGAACAGUAGCUCUGCACCGCUAACAGUAUCUUUCUCUCAUGCAGAUUUUUACUGUAUUUUUUAAUGUUCUUUUUAAACAUUGUCUUUAAUUAUUGAUUCUGGAGUUUUGUAUAUCUUGCUUUAAAUUUGUAGUUUAAAGCUUACAGCUGCUUUGAAACACUUUUUUCAAGACUGUAAGUUAAGAGUCCACCUUAACUUUGGAACUUAAAAACAAAUCUGGGUAUCAGCAACUUUGUUUCAAACUGGUGCAUUGAUGUUUUAAGCUGAGUAAAACAAAAAAAAGCAAACCCAAAGUGUAGCUGUAUAGCUGGAGCUGUAUCCCUGAGCAUACAUUUGCUUGUAACUGAAAACAUAGGAGGGGAGCUUGUAAGUUUUGUCAUAACCCGUGUUUCGAUGACAACAGCAGUCUGAAAGCAGUUACAACUGCAGCUCACUUGUUCAGUGACCUAAAUGGAGAAAACUGUGAAAAUGAACAAUAUCUCAUUUGCAUAAAAUAUCUUAAAGCAUCUGUAGUUUGUGAUGUCAUCCUACAAACAAUGGGAUGUUUAGCUGAAAUGAGUGGCUUUAUUUCGUUUUCAGACUCUCACGUCUUUUCACCUGUCUCUGUUCAGAGGCUGUCUAUGGACAAAAUUAUUGUGUGUACCUAUUUUUCAGGCUGAAGAAUUUGAAUUCCUGCAGAACAGUGCAAGAAAAGAAUUUUUGAAAACUGUAAAUAUUGUAAAUACAUUGUUAUUUCUGUAUGUAGUGAAGAAAGGAUCAUUCUAUUUAAUUACUGUUUGUUCUUAAGAGAAUAUGUGAUGUUCAUAUAUUUGUAUUUCCUCUACAUGAUUGAGAAGAAAACAUAACUUAAGCAUGUCUGUAACUGGUACAGCAUUGUUGAGCUGUGACACUGACGUGGUGUAUUCUACUAGCUGUUUGUUGUUUGUGUAAAUGGUGUUACAGAUCUGCUUUGCAUACACAAAACAGGUUUUGCCUUUUAAAAUGAAGCAAUGUGCAGCUGUGGCAUUGGCAUGUUGGACUUUGAAGGCAGUCACCAGAACACACACUUCUAUCAGUACCUGAUAAGUUUGUGCUGUGAAUAAAUACUUAUUGGAUAUUUUUAUCCAAGUUUGAAUUUGUAUAAUAAUUUUAAGCUUUUUCUAGGCAGACUUGGAUUCAAAAUAUAUGAGGCAAUGUUUCAGUCAAUCAGAUGUUAUCCUCAAUUAUUUUCAUGCUAUUUAAAUGCAAGCUGCUUUUAAAUCUGAGUUUUGCAAUUAAUAUUAAAAAAAAAAAAUCUGACCAAACAGAAAACCUUACCACUAUCUGGAAUAUGACUGAGGAAGAUAGCUAACUGGCCUAGCUGGACAAACCCAGUUAAAACUCUGAGUAAGAUCUGUAGAUGGCGUAGGACUUGGUGUGCAUACCCAGAGGUUUUGUAGGGAAAUUUACUGGAACGUGAUUGCUUUAGGCUAGGGAGAGGUGCCAGUUACUCCUGCCUAUUUCCAUCCUCUUCAGUGAGUAUUACUUGGGGUGUUUCAGUACUACCAUAAUUAGCUCUUGCUCUUAAUAACUGAAAAUGCUGGUUUGCAAAAUAUUUCUUUUUAUUUUACUAAGUGAGAAUGUAGCUAUUAGAGUCAAGUGGUGGUUUUACAAUGGAGUGACUAAUGGCAGAAACAAAAAAUCUCUGUUACUAGCUCUGUGCUUCUUGUUAAUAUUCUGUGCUGAAAUUAGCAGAAAACACAAAAAUUAUUUCAUUUCGUUCUGUACAAACCCAUACAGCUGGUUUAGUGUGACCAUUGCUGACUCUACAGCAAUAUCCAAAAUCUACAAUGGCCAUCUAUGUUUGUGCUCCAAACACUGGAGUUAAUGCUUCCAUUUUUUGUUCAAGACCAAAUUACUCCUGUGCAACCAGUCAGUGAAACAAAGCCAGCUGAAGAGCUAAGCACUUCCACAUAGAAAAUUGUAGCAACUGAAGACUUGAGAGAUCUUCUCUUUUGUAUAUGUUCUCUGUAUUGUCUAUUGCAGUCACUGCUUUCUGUUGCUGUGUUCUUUUAGCACACUACAGUUGAAUUGAUUUAAAAUGCCUAUGUUGGAGAAAAGGGAUUUGUUCUGAUGGUAUGAAUGGUUUGUUCUGAUAUGCCUGUGCUUCCUUCACCUGUCUAGAGAAAAGCACAUUAUAAAGAAAUGCUGUUUUAUCAGUAAAGUAACUUUCCACACUUGAAUGUAUUUUGUAAGUUUUUGAAAUUAAGACCUCUUGUAAGAAUAAUUUUGAAAAACUAAAUAGCCAAACAAAAAAAACAAGGGAAAAAAACACCACCAAAAAACCCCCAAACCUACCAGUUACUCUACCUUUUUUAUUGUUAUUACUAUUAGAAAUUUUCAUAGCUUGUUCUUAUUAUAUUAAAAGUGCAAGAAAUAAUUUGCAGCUUCCUUAUCUUUACUACUUGUGUUGUAGGUCUGAGUUCUUAGUGGUGCAGGGGCAGAACAGGCUGGCAGCUCUCUGUCAGGGUAAAAUGUGAAUAACCCGACAACAAAUGUCUUUCCAAAAGCACUCUCAAGCAGUAAGUGUUGAGCUGCCCAAAGUAACUAUUUCAAAUUAACAUAUCCCUUUAAAAUUUACUAAAGUUUAGACUGUUCUCCAACACAUACCUGGAUGAAGUCAAUCAAAAUUUGAGCCAGAUUCUUGGGUUGUAAAUAUUGUGCUUCUGCUGUUUCUCUAUGAAGAAAUGAAACACUGAAAUGAGAAAUGCUUUUUGUGAUAAUUCCAAUGAUUUAUUCACUAUUUUGCUGUUUAGAACAUUGAAUUACUGAUGUACACUUGCUCAGUGUAGACACCAGCUUUUAAAUGCUAGCACUGCAAAGAUGAAGAUGCUUAUGCAAGGUCAACAGUUGCAUGGAAACAGAUACUGUUUUAGAAAUGUGUUCUGGAAACCGUGCCAAAUAUAUUGGCAAGUUUUUGCUGUGUUUAAGGGUAGAUUUCAGUAAGGCUUUGCAGGCAGUUGCUCUUGGUAAGGAUCGUGAGCAAGGCUCUGACAGCUGAUGCAGUGUAAGAUUUAUGAGUGCUGGGAAAAAUAAAUCAGCCCAAACCAGAAGAUGUUUUUGCAGGUAUGUUGAAAGUGGAUCCAGAAAUUGCUCCUUUUGCAGAAUUGCCACUGGGCUGAAGAAAAGAAUAUUAAAUUGUUCCUAAAAAAGCAGGCUUCUCUUUUUUGUUCCUAGGACAUGGAGAGCUGGGCUUACUCCUUCAAAAGUCUGGGUUUAAUAAUAUGAAUAAAUCUAUCUUGUUACACUUUGUGAUUGGACUACAGACACUUAGUGGCCAUUUUGCCCUGCAUCAGUAAUACAUGUGCCUUAGAAUAUACUGUUGAUGGCAAAAUUGUGUUGAAUUGCAGUGGCUGAUUUUUGUCUUCUUGCAGCCUUAUUUCAGUUCCCAAACCCCUCUGGGUUUGCAUCUUUGUGGUUUUUCAAGAUUUCCAGCCACUACACAAUGUAUUGAACUUACUAAAACAAAAAGAAAUUAAUGCUGCUACUGGACUUAAUACUUAUAUGCUAAGGUCUGUAUGCCACAAUACGAAUUAUUCUUGAGUGUUUCAAGUACUUUGGUGUGUCUUAGUGCACAAUGAUGUCAUCUUCUUUGAACAGCUGGUUGCACUGUAACUGUAAGAGCAGGUGGAUUGAUGUAAAUCAGAAAUUACUACAGUUCACUGAGACCUUGUGAUCAGGUGUUGAAAGGCACUGAUAGAACAGGAGAGAAUUAGAUGUUUAGUUUUGUGGCAGGAGCUCUUGUGCUUUAUUUGUGAACUGUGUAAUGCAGGGCAAACUUUUUCACAUGGGCAGCCCAUGUUUUUUAGUUAGGCUCUGAAUACAGUGUGUUGCACAUUCUUUGCAACUUGAGUGAGUAAGAGAAAUGAAUUAUAAAGAUAGUGGAAAAUCUGGUGAAGAAAUCAGUGGUACUUGGGGGGACUGCCACAACCUUCCUUCACGUUUGUUUAUGGGAUGAAGCAGUGGAAAGCAGUAACUAGCUGAUAUUAAAUAAAAUGUGUUAAGCACA